Molecule: messenger RNA, 1821 nt
Organism: Drosophila melanogaster (fruit fly)
Lineage: Eukaryota; Metazoa; Arthropoda; Insecta; Diptera; Drosophilidae
Gene: p38b
Product: p38b MAP kinase
Exons: 2
Coding region: 210-1307 (365 amino acids)
Biological process (GO): immune response; response to starvation; cellular response to cadmium ion
Cellular component (GO): nucleus
Molecular function (GO): MAP kinase activity; protein serine kinase activity; ATP binding
Source: RefSeq, marked reviewed
AUAGCCAAGACAGCGUUGUUGUCCAAUCAGAAAAGGUGUAGGCGCAGCGGAAUAGCAUAAAUAAAAUCCGAGAGAUCAAUGUUGAGGCCGCGAAGUGUGGAACAGAGAUAACUAAUCCCACAAGCAAGAAGAAGAACUGCCCAAAAAAAGAGCCAGCGGAUUAAUAACAUUAUAGCACCGCACCUGAGCGUACAGAACAUCCCAACGAAAUGUCGCGCAAAAUGGCCAAAUUCUACAAGCUGGACAUCAAUCGCACCGAGUGGGAAAUCCCGGAAACAUACCAGAACCUGCAACCCGUGGGUCAGGGUGCCUACGGCCAGGUCUGCAAGGCCGUGGUCCGCGGAACCAGCACGAAGGUGGCCAUCAAGAAGCUUGCCAGGCCCUUCCAGUCGGCGGUCCAUGCGAAGCGCACCUAUCGGGAACUGCGGCUGCUGAAGCACAUGGAUCACGAGAACGUUAUUGGUCUGCUGGAUGUCUUUCAUCCAGGACAGCCCGCCGAUUCGCUGGAUCAGUUCCAGCAAGUGUACAUGGUGACCCACUUGAUGGACGCCGAUCUGAACAACAUAAUACGCACGCAGAAACUGUCUGAUGAUCAUGUCCAGUUUCUGGUCUACCAAAUCCUGCGCGGUCUGAAGUACAUCCACAGCGCUGGGGUCAUCCAUCGUGAUCUAAAGCCAUCGAACAUUGCGGUAAACGAGGACUGUGAGCUUCGCAUCCUGGAUUUCGGUUUGGCCCGUCCCGCAGAAAGCGAGAUGACCGGAUACGUCGCAACGCGAUGGUACCGGGCGCCUGAGAUCAUGCUCAACUGGAUGCACUACAACCAGACGGCGGACAUCUGGUCGGUGGGCUGCAUCAUGGCUGAGCUGCUGACUGGGCGCACGCUGUUCCCUGGAACCGAUCACAUCCAUCAGCUGAACCUCAUCAUGGAAGUGCUGGGCACGCCAGCUGAUGAGUUCAUGAGCCGCAUCUCCUCGGAGAGCGCUAGAAACUAUAUUCGUUCACUGCCGGUGAUGCCGCGCCGCAAUUUCCGCGACAUCUUCCGCGGUGCCAAUCCGCUGGCCAUCGAUUUGCUGGAGAAGAUGCUGGAACUUGACGCCGACAAGCGCAUAACCGCCGAGCAGGCGCUGGCCCAUCCGUACAUGGAGAAGUACCACGAUCCAACCGAUGAGCAGACCGCCGCGCUCUACGACCAGAGCUUCGAGGAGAACGAGCUGCCGGUGGAGAAGUGGCGGGAGAUGGUCUUCAGCGAGGUGACGGCCUUCAAGCCCACAGCCGCCUUCGCUGAGCUCCUGCCCAAAGAGCAGUAAUCCCGGCCGCCAUCCCUCUCCGUUCAAUGAUGCUAUAUACAAUUAGAACAGUCUUUUCUACACCUAGUUCAAGCGGAUGCGCUCAGUCGUGAUUUCUCUACUCGUCGAGUGUAAACAAUCGGGGAUAUUUAUUCUAGAGCGAUUUAUAUUUAGAAACUCUUCAGUGGCUGGAUUUCAACAAUUUGUUUUGACCACAAACGUAAGGUGAAAUAGUAUUGUAUUUUCGAACCUUCGAUUUGCAUUCGAUGGAUAUAGAAAUAGCGAUUGAACUAGGUGCAUGCCUGAAAUGUAGCCAUUCGGAAAUGUUUCCAAAAAUCAAUCAGAGUCACAGCCUUAAUGUCCAGUUCAACUUUAGAUUUGGUGUCGGUUUUAACACGCAGUUCUUGUGAAUAAUCCUGUAAAUGUGAGUGUACAUGUACAUCGUAGUUCGUAAGCGAACGCAUCUAGCGGCCAGUAACUAUAAAAAAGAGCACUAGUGUCUACGUUGAAUCCAAAUAAAUGUGCUAUGUAUUUU